Dimorphilus gyrociliatus is the source of this 453-nucleotide messenger RNA. The record is from the annotation of a GenBank genome assembly. Lineage: Eukaryota; Metazoa; Annelida; Polychaeta; Dinophilidae.
AUUAGAAUUUUCUUCGUUCCUUAUUCCAAAAUGGCGUCAGCACUCUGCAGGAGCGUUUCUAAUAUUUCUCGUCGUUGUAUUGCUUACAGCUCUUUAAGAUUUGCAAGUGCGGGUCCAGUAGUUGAUCCACAAAAAGGAAAACUUGUAUCGGAUGCUGUUACGAUGCCUGAUGGAUUAGGCCACUCUGUUGGUCCUGAACGUUGGGAACUUUUGGCCCGCUUAGCCGGAAAUGAAGAUCCAUUUGAAAUGAAGGUGAAUAAGAGAACAGGAGGUACACUGGAUAGCCCAGUUGCUGUUCCAUCUAUGUAUGAAAAACGUUUAGUUGGCUGUAUUUGUGAAGAAGACGCUAUCAGUAUAAAUUGGAUGUAUCUUCACAAAGGUGAGCAGAAGCGUUGCCAAUGCGGUCACUGGUUCAAACUGGUCGAAAUGAAACCAAUCGACAUCGCCGCUUAG